AUGAAAAUGGCGGAGCAAAAAAGACGAAACGGCCUACUUUCUAAGGGCAUGAAAUUGCCUGUAACGAUAGAGGAAGCUCUAAAUGAUGUGCUCGUCGUAUCCCUAGAAACCGGAAGCAAAGUUUUCCGUGGCAUUUUGUUAGAUAUGAAGAAGAGAAAUCUACCACAUGGAGUCCCAUGGCAAUUUGACCAGAGUGGAUCAAACAAUGGUAAAGAUGUCCAACCUGUUACUGAAGGUGAUACCAGCUCACAGCCGGAGGUAGCUGCCACAUCAAAUAGACACACAUACCAACAAGACUGUAGUCAAUAUAACAGCCAGGCACCUCCACAUCCAGUGGCCCUCACACGUGCACUUUACAAAGACAAAAAUGUUCGGCGAAUUCGAUUACGCCCAAGGCAAACCUUGUGUAACAAAUGUAAAGCUGUCUGUACUGAAACAGACAAAGGUAUUGUGCCAGUCACAGCUGUAACAAAACAACAAAAACCCACACCAGUACACCAGCCAUCUCCUGCACCGAUAUCGCGUAGGCCUCUCAAGGAAGGGUUGAGGAAACGACCAGCACCACAACCUAGUUCACAACCUCAGACUUAUUCAUCACGAAGGAAGUCACUUAUUCAGAGCAAACCAGUCUCAUCCAGGAUUCCAUCAAGAACUAUGUUAACUCGUAGUGAUUCUCUCCCGGAAAGUAGGGUUGUGUUAUCGCGAAGAGUUUCUCUGACUGAAUCUAAGACUGUGUCAAGUCGGAGGGAAUCUUCUUCUGAACUUAGAAAUGUGUUAUCACGUAGAGAGUCUCUACCAGAGAGCAGAAUAGUGUUAACUCGUAGGGAAUCCCUUACAGAUAAAAUAGUGUCAAAUCGUAAAGACUAUAACUCAGAAAGUAAACCUGUGACAUCUAGAAGGGAUUCUAAUCCCGAGACUAAACCAUUACCAUUGCGGAAAGAUUCGAAUGGUGAAGCAAAGUUAUUGACUGCAGUUGUAAAUGAGAAUAAAAUACAGAAAUUAGAUAAAUCAUCAGCAGCUAAUACUAAGGCAAGUCCAUUGAUAAAGAUAACAAUUGGGGAAGGGACAGUUAUCAAGAUCCCUCCCCGUAUCCAUGGUGAUGAGGUAGAUGGAGAGGGACAGAGUCCAGUGAAGACACAAGAGACAGAUUCUAAUGAUCAAACAAGUAGUUCAGAAGAAAUGUCACCAUACAAAAAGCUUAAAAGGGCAUUUAAAAAACCAAAAGAUAAGAAAGAUUCAGAAAAUAAUUCUUCUGGAAUUCAAAUGUCUUAUCUUGUAUCUAGUCACCAUAAAAAACACAAGCGGAAACAUCGCCAUCGUCAUGGAAGUCAUAGCAAUGAUAGUGAUGUGUUUCAGCCAGAAGGUGAUAUGUUAGACAUGUUUGAUGAAAAUGGUGAAACUCAUUCAGAAACUACACAAACAGAGGUUAUUUCUCAGCGUCCUCGACUCCUUUACACAUGGCGACAAAACAAAGGACUUUCACCUAGGCGAGAUAUCAACAAAGGGCUUUCACCUCGGCGAGAUGUCAACAAAGGGCUUUCACCAAGACAGGAAAACACAUCAUUCAGUAAGAUUGACAUAUCUAUGUCUCCAAAAAUAGCACCAAACAUAGAAAACACUUCAUUUGGUAACCUGGACAAGGCUUUGUCUCCUAAAAUUAAAUCCAAUGAAAAUGUUGAGGUUCAGAAGAAAGAAUAUCGACUGAGAAGUCGAGAAAGGAAUAGUACUGAAUCUGAAUCUGUGGACUCUGUUAUAACAGAUGAUUCAGAAGAGUCAUGUGAGGAUGCCGAUAUGUUAGGUGAUAGCUUUACAGUAAAGACUGUUCUGGACAGUGAAAAUGACCAUAGUGCAAAGUCAGAGGAAUGUUCGGGAACAGAGGAUGAGGAGGGGCCCCCUGGAGACACCAAUAUCGAGUCCCUACGACCUUUGAUGAUGAAAAUUCAGACUCAUGAUGUCACAAAGUGUGUGGCUACGGAUGGUAGGAGUAUACAUGUAGGGGACAUUGUGUGGGGUAAAAUACAGGGCUUUCCCUGGUGGCCUGGGCGUGUUCUCUCCAUCACUGUAAGUCAGCGUGAUAACGGAAUCAUGAUUCGUCAGCUGGCUCAUGUAUCCUGGUUUGGGUCAUCAACUAUGUCUCACAUACAGUGUUCAGACUUGUACCCAUUCCUUGAAGACUUUAAACUACGGUUUAACAGGAAGAAACGUGGGCCUUACAAGAUGGCAAUUACAGGCCACAAUAGCCGCACAGAGUAUUACUAAUACUCACCAUAUUGACUUCACAGAAUUUGA
Molecule: messenger RNA, 2289 nt
Organism: Ylistrum balloti
Lineage: Eukaryota; Metazoa; Mollusca; Bivalvia; Pectinida; Pectinidae
Product: PWWP domain-containing protein 2A-like
Cellular component (GO): nucleus; chromocenter
Molecular function (GO): chromatin binding
Source: RefSeq, a predicted model, not a curated record